Molecule: messenger RNA, 2926 nt
Organism: Ostrinia nubilalis (European corn borer)
Lineage: Eukaryota; Metazoa; Arthropoda; Insecta; Lepidoptera; Crambidae
Gene: spel1
Product: DNA mismatch repair protein Msh2
Exons: 16
Coding region: 134-2884 (916 amino acids)
Biological process (GO): mitotic recombination; mismatch repair
Cellular component (GO): nucleus; MutSalpha complex
Molecular function (GO): ATP-dependent DNA damage sensor activity; mismatched DNA binding; ATP binding
Source: RefSeq, a predicted model, not a curated record
GACAGACAUUGGCUGGUUGGUGAUUAAUUCGGUUUCGGUUUUUUGUUUUGUAUUUUUCUGUAAUUUGCAGUUUUAAUUAAGGUUUAUUAUUUGGAAAAAAAACUGUGCUUCGUAAACUUUACAUAUUCGAAAAAUGUCAACUUUACAGCCUAUUCAUGCCCUAAGUUUAGAUUCCAUUCAACAGCAGGCAUUUAUAAAAUACUUCCAUUCAUUACCUGAAAAACCACCGACAACAGUUCGCAUCUUCGACCGCAAUGACUAUUACAGCGUCCACGGCGUGGAUGCCCACACUUCAGCCAGGGAGGUGUUCUCUUCCAUAUCGAACAUCAAGAAAAUGGGCAUCGAACCCAACCGGCUGGAUUACCUGGUGCUCUCCAAAGGAAACUUCGAGAUUCUCAUCAAGAAAUUGUUGCUGGUAAGGCGUUACCGAGUGGAGAUAUACGUCGCAGAGGGUUCAGUGAAGAACAGCGAUUGGGUGCUGAAAUACAAAGGCUCUCCUGGAUGUCUCUCACAGUUGGAGGAGGUUCUAGGGGAAGGACUGGGAGGAUCAGACGAGAAUACGCCCUGCCUCAUGGCUGUUAAUAUAAAGACGGAUGCUGUGAGCAAAGGUCGUCUCCUCGGUGUAGCGUGCAUUACGGCUGGUGACUACCAAAUGUCAGUGACGGAGUUCACAGAUGACGAUUUACUGACGGAAUUGGAGACAAUUACUGUCCAGAUGGCCCCUUCAGAAUGCCUGGUGCCGCAGGCAGAAAAUGACGACUACAAAAUGUUGAAGCAAGUGAUGGCCAGAGCAAAUGUAACCGUAACAAAACUGAAGAAGAGUGAAUUUUCAACUGAAGGCCUGCACCAAGACCUGAACCGAUUAUUAAAAUUCAAAGAUGACCAGCAGCAGGACUGUAAUGCCUUCCCAGAAACGAGGAAAGAGACUGCCAUGACCUGUUUGGCAGCUGCGAUAAAAUAUAUUGCACUGUUGAAUGACAGCACUAAUUUCGCAAGAUUCCGCCUGACCACAAUCCAAGCGGAUUGCUUCCUGCACUUAGACGCGGCCGCGUUGUCCGCUCUAAACGUGUUCCCAGAGUUGGGCGAUACGUCCCACGCGCCGUCCCGAAGCCUGCUGGGACUGUUAGAUAGGUGCAGAACUCAGCAGGGGAAGCGACUCCUCGCCCAAUGGCUGCGCCAGCCGCUCCGCGAUAUAAACCUGAUCAACGAGCGUCUUGACAUAGUGGAACUGCUAGUGCGUAGUUCUCAGCUCCGCUUGCAGCUGUAUGAAGACCACCUGCGAAGGAUUCCGGACUUGCAAGCGCUGGCCAGGCGGCUCUCGAGGAAGAAGGCCAAUCUGCACGACUGCUAUAGGAUCUAUCAGGCCAUAAACAGGCUGCCGGCACUUCUGCAGUGCCUAGCGGAGGCAGACAACUCGACGGUACACUCUUCACUGUCCGAGCCCAUAUCAGAACUGAACGACGACCUUAACAAAUACCAGCAGAUGAUCGAGGCUACUAUGGACAUGGAAGCAGUUGAAAGAGGCGAUUUCCUGGUGAAACCAUCUUUCGAUGAAAAUCUCCAAAGUCUCGGCGAACAGUUAGAACAGCUUCAGUCUUCAGCUGACAAAGAAUUGAACAAAGCGGCAAGGGACCUCGGCUUAGACGCUGGAAAGACCGUAAAACUAGAAACGAACCCACAGGGAGGCUUCUGUUUUAGAGUGACACUAAAAGAGGAACAAACGCUUCGUGGAAACAAAAAAUACACGAUAAUCGACGCUGUGAAAGGAGGCGUCAGGUUUAAGACCAAUAAUUUGGAAAACAUCUCUGAAGAAUAUGUUCAUACAAAGUCUUCAUAUGAAAAAGAACAAGAUAAAGUAGUUGCUGAAAUCGUCGGAAUUGCAGCUGGCUAUUCCGAAUGCCUGUUCUGUUUAUCCCACAUCCUGGCCCGUUUAGACGUGUUGGUAUCCUUCGCCGUGGCAGCAUCCACCGCGCCCUACCCGUACUGCCGGCCGGUGCUAACAGAGAGCCUGGACGAACUGGUGCUGAAGGAUGUCAGACAUCCGUGCCUUGAGGUGCAGGAAGGAGUGUCUUAUAUUCCCAAUGACGUGGUCUUUAAACGAGGCGAGUGCAUAAUGCACAUAGUGACAGGAGCCAACAUGGGCGGCAAGUCGACCUGGAUGCGCUCCUGCGGCGUUUCCAUCCUCAUGGCGCACGCGGGCUGCCUCCUACCGGCCGCCGCCGCCACGAUCCCGCGCCUGAGGGCACUCGCGGCCCGCGUGGGCGCCGCCGACAGGGAGGACAAGGGACAGAGCACCUUCAUGCUGGAGAUGAUCGAGUCCGCCGCCAUCCUGCGGACAGCGACGCCGGAUUCCUUGGUCCUCGUCGAUGAACUAGGCCGUGGCACAUCUACCUACGAGGGAUGUGGAAUUGCCUGGGCUAUAGCAGAGGAGCUAGCCACAAAGUGCCAAUGCUUCUGCCUGUUCGCGACCCACUACCACGAGCUGACGCGACUCCCCGCGGCGCUGCCCGGCCGCGUCGUCAACUCGCACGCCGAGGCCGCCGUAGCUGAUCAGCAACUGAUCCUGCUGCACAAGAUAGCGCCGGGGCCCGCUACGCACUCGCUGGGACUCCACGUGGCUAGGCUUGCUGACCUCCCAGACUCUAUCAUUGAGUAUGCUGAAGAGAAGCAAGCUCAGCUCGAAACGAACAUGUUUGAAGCUGAAACUUCUGUUAAAUCCCAAGAGGUUUCAGAAGGUCAGAAUCUCAUACAAGAAUUUUUGAAGAAAUGCAAACGUUUAGAAGAGUCGACGCCGUCAGACGACACCCUUGCAGAAGCGAUAGGGAAACUGAAGCACGACUUGAUGCAACAAAACAACAAGUACGUCCAGUCCAUAAUGGCGUAAUUAUUAUGUAAGCAUUAAAAUAAAAUCCAUUGUGUAACUAAA